This is a messenger RNA of Drosophila elegans, 1629 nucleotides long. It is a transcript of the gene Wbp2, whose product is annotated as WW domain-binding protein 2. NCBI's taxonomy places the organism in Eukaryota, Metazoa, Arthropoda, Insecta, Diptera, Drosophilidae. Bases 101 to 1267 code for a protein of 388 amino acids. Gene Ontology annotation, biological process: positive regulation of DNA-templated transcription. The transcript is spliced from 6 exons. Gene Ontology annotation, cellular component: nucleus. The record is from RefSeq and is a predicted model, not a curated record. Gene Ontology annotation, molecular function: transcription coactivator activity; chromatin DNA binding.
CUAUGAAUCAUCAGCUGUCGUCAGAUUUUGAGAAAAACAAAACGUAGUUGGGUGAAAUUCGUGAAAAUUUCUGUGGAUAUUGUUGGAAAACGAACUUGACAUGUCGGUAAAUACGGCCCACGCCAACAAUGGUGUGCUAAUCCAUGCUGGAGAGUACAUACUGCUCCACAGCGACAGCGUGUCCAUGGAGUUUUCCGGUCAGGACAAUCCCAUCUUUAAAGGCUCCAAGGCGGGCAGGAUCUACCUUACCUCCCACCGGAUGAUCUUUAAUAGCAAGAAGGCCGCCGAUUCGAUGCAGUCCUUCAGUGCUCCAUUCGUAGCUCUAUCGGAUGUGGAGAUCGAGCAGCCUGUUUUUGGGGCCAACUACAUAAAGGGAAAGGUUCGCGCCCAGCCAAAUGGAAACUACGUGGGAGAAGUCAAGUUCAAGCUACAUUUUAAGGCAGGCGGCGCCAUCGAAUAUGGCCAGGCUCUUCUGCGCUCCGCCAAGACGGCGAUGAACAACUACCAUCGCGGUGGAAUGGCUGGCGAUGAUCCGCCACCCUACCAACCAGCUGGAGCCUGGAACGAGGCGCCUCCACCGGCGUAUCAACCGCCACCCGGCUACUAUGGCUGGCUGCCGCAGCACGAUGCCUUCAGUGGCCCGGCUCCCAAUACGGUCUUUAUGAGCGACAAUCCGCCGCCAUAUCCGGGGAUUGCACCACCGGCGCACCAGCCAGCACCACAACAGCCGCAAGGUCCACCGCAAGGCCCGCCGCCGACUGAACCCAAUUGGUAUGGUUUUUCAGCACCGCCGCCGCAGCAGCAACAGCAGCAGCCGGGUUACGGUCCUCAGGGUUGGGCCGGCGGCUAUGUUCAACCGCCACCGUAUGCCUCCUGUGCUCCCAAUUGUCCGCCAGGACCUCCGUACGCCACUCCGGCACAGACGUACAAUGGACCGCAGCCUUAUGGCGGAUACGGCAAUGUUCCCGGUGGAUUUAACACUCCGGGACUGCAGCAACCGAAUGGCUAUCCAAAUGGCUACCCAGGUGGACCACCGCCUCCGGGACAGCAAGCGGCAGGAGCAGCCGGAGGAACCGCUGCAGCCGGAGCCAGCUUCAUGGGUUUCAGCUUGCCGCCAGGAAAUUCCAAAGAAGCAGAAGCUGCAGCAAGUGCUUAUAACACACCCUAUAAUCAAGGCGGACCCAGUGGAUCAGGAAACAGUGACUUACCACCUUCUUAUAAUAACUUGCCACCCAGCUAUGAUGAUGCAUCGAAAAAAAACCACUAACAAGGACUGCAUGAUAAAUUCCCUUGUCCAAAAUUUAACAAAAGUAAUUACAGCUCAUUCCGUUGAGGUUAUUUAAACACAAAAUAUGUUAUAGAUGAAAGUUUUCUGUUCUUGUUUUCUUAAGUGCUUGAAAAUUCGGUAUUAAUGUUGAUCGAAUUCUUUGUUAAGCUACUUUUUUAUAUGCUUUAAAUUCUGGUCACAAAAUUAGAUUUUGCUUUCUAUCUUGUUUGACGGCUUGAUAAAUUGUCUUUAUAAAAUUAUAUUACACAACUCAAAUGAUUGUUAAAUGAGAUAUACAAACCUAUUUUAACCGUUAUUAAAUAUAUGUCCAUGUAUUAUAUAAAAGUAAUCAAUCUUCAAAA